Salvelinus namaycush (lake trout) is the source of this 1206-nucleotide messenger RNA. It is a transcript of the gene cysltr2b, whose product is annotated as cysteinyl leukotriene receptor 2b. Gene Ontology annotation, cellular component: plasma membrane. The coding region runs from base 1 to 1206 and encodes 401 amino acids. Lineage: Eukaryota; Metazoa; Chordata; Actinopteri; Salmoniformes; Salmonidae. Gene Ontology annotation, biological process: G protein-coupled receptor signaling pathway. Gene Ontology annotation, molecular function: G protein-coupled receptor activity. The transcript has a single exon. The record is from RefSeq and is a predicted model, not a curated record.
AUGGAAGAUGGAAACGUGUCCUCUAACUGCUCCAUCAGCAUGUUCAAACACAGAGUCUACCCACCCAUAUACCUCGUCAUCUUCCUCCUCGGCCUCACCUUCAACCUCGUCUCCCUCUGCUUCUUCGUCAGUGUCUGGAGGAGUAAGAAAAGGUUUACUCCUGUCAACCUGUACAUGGUCAACCUGCUGGUGUCAGACUUGAUGCUGGUGUGCUCCCUGCCACUCCGGGCCUUCUACUACUUCAUGGAAUCUAGCUGGGUGUUUGGAGACAUCGCCUGUCGAGUUAUGUCCUACAUCUUCUACAUCAACAUGUACGGGAGCAUCUACUUCCUCAUGGUGCUGAGUGUGGUUCGUUUUGUGGCAAUCACCCAGCCGUACAGGUAUAUGAGCAUGCAGAAUAGCCGUAAUUCCUGGCUGGUGUGUAUUUUAGUCUGGCUGCUGGUGUCGCUAGCCUCCAUCCCUAUGCUGACUUCAGGGACCGUCAUAGAUGCUUCUGGUAGAACCAGGUGCUUGGAGCUUAAUCCAGAAUACAAACUCAUUCACAUCCGCACGCUGAUCAUCGCUAACCAUGCCACCUUACUUCUGGGCUUCAUUGUGCCCUUUGCAGUGAUCUCUAUCUGUUAUAUAUUUGUGGUGCGUAGCCUGCUGAAGCUGAGGAAGUUUGAAGGAAGGACGAAACACCACUUCAAGAAGUCCAUGUCCCUAGUUGUAAUAGUCCUUAGCAUCUUCCUGGUGUGUUUCCUGCCCUACCACGUCAUGCGGACUGUCUUCCUGGAAGCUGAGAUGCAGGUGAGGGAUAAAGGGUAUGGAGAUUCCUGUAGGUACAUAGAGCGUGUACGCCAAGCAGCUGUGAUCACUCUGUGUCUCGCAGCGGGGAACAGCUGCUUGGACCCACUCCUUUAUUUCUUCGUUGGAGAGAACUUCAGGGUUUUCUGUCAGGGUGCUUACAAGGAGAUGGAGGCAAAGUCAUUGGCUAAGACGGAGGGAAAGAGGAAGGUUCCGACGACAGAGCUACAGGAAGGGACACGUCCGACGACAGAGCUACAGGAAGGGACACGUCCGACGACAGAGCUACAGGAAGGGACACGUCCGACGACAGAGCUACAGGAAGGGACACGUCCGACGACAGAGCCACAGGAAGGGACACGUCCGACGACAGAGCUACAGGAACUGAAUACUCAAAACAGCUCCAGAUCUGAUAGUUAG